This is a messenger RNA of Drepanopeziza brunnea f. sp. 'multigermtubi' MB_m1, 984 nucleotides long. RefSeq lists its product as uncharacterized. The record is from RefSeq and is a predicted model, not a curated record. NCBI's taxonomy places the organism in Eukaryota, Fungi, Ascomycota, Leotiomycetes, Helotiales, Drepanopezizaceae. Gene Ontology annotation, molecular function: hydrolase activity, hydrolyzing O-glycosyl compounds. Gene Ontology annotation, biological process: glucan catabolic process.
AUGGCUCCUAUCCACGCUAUUGCGCUCCUCCUGUGUCUGCUGAGGGCUGCCCAAGGCUACACGCUGGUACAUGACUAUAACUUCACCAAUUGGUAUUCGAGCUUCACUUUUGAAGACCUCCCCGAUCCCACGAAAGGAUUCGUCGACUACCAAUCUCUCGAGGAUUCCUUAUCCCUCAACCUCACUAGAGUCAUUGGGAACCAAGUCUACAUGACUGUCGACAACACAUCCGUCAUUUCCACCUCUUCUACUGGUCGGAAGAGCAUCUGGCUCGAGAGCAAGGACAAAUUCUUGCAUGGACUGCUGAUUGGGGACUUUGAGCACAUGCCGGGUAGUGACUGCGGUAUAUGGCCUUCCUUCUGGUCAUUUCACAACUACAACGCGGGCGAUCUGGACAACUACGGCGAAAUAGACAUUCUGGAAGGCUUCAACGACAUCACGCAAAACUAUAUCUCGCUUCAUACGAGCCUCAAUUGUACCUUCAAAUCACCGGCAAGGCUACAAACAGGAACUCCCAAUAACGAUAACUACGAUUGCAAUCUUCGUGCUGGUGCUGGUUGCAGCGUUCAGGCCGGUCGUGGAAGCUAUGGCGCGUCGUUCAAUGCCCAAGGUGGUGGAGUCUAUGCGAUGCAGUGGGCGAGCAGAUUUAUCAAGAUCUUCUUCUUCCCCAGAGACUCGAUUCCAGCAGAUAUUACCGCCGGUAAGCCAAACCCAGGGAAAUGGGGUCUUCCGACUGCCAAUUUCGAUAGUCGACACGGCGAUUGCGAUGUCAACGCGGCUUUUCCGCCGCAGACUGUGUUCUUCGACUCAACUUUCUGUGGUGCCGCAGCAGGUGGUAAAGCUUGGACGGAUUGGACAGACUGCUCAUCCAAGACAGGCUACUCUACCUGCGAGGAGUAUGUUGCGAAUGUCCCAAGUGCAUAUGACGAUGCAUAUUGGCUCAUAAAUUCGGUUAAGAUCUACCAGCGAAGUGAGGAUAUCUGA